AUGCAAAAGGUCUACGGCCCUUACCCUACAGACACGAGUGACCCUGCAUCAUGGCAGCCUCCCGCAAAUCCAGGGGCUGGAGGACACCGCGGGAGAUAUCUCUGGACCGACGCCUUUGGGGUUAUCAACUUUAUCACGUUGUCCCGCGAGAAGGAUGGCACUCACUCGCGGGACCUCUACUUGGAACUAGCCAGACAGCUGGUGGAUACAGUCCACUCUGUCCUCGGUCGCACGCGGGAUGGAGCUUCGCGCCUCCCGGGCGCGACCGACGAGGAACCUUUAAAGGGCGGCUUGCGGAUCGGAAAGCUGGACGCCGGGGGGCCCGACGGCGACGGCCAAUACCACCACUACCUCACUCUCUGGAUGUUCGCCCUCAACCGGCUAGCUCUGGCGACAAAGGAAGCACGGUGGAACGAUCUCGCAGUGCAACUAGCCAAAGCUAUCCAUCCGCACUUCGUGGUGAGGAGGGGUGAUCGAGAAAGUAUGGUGUGGAAGGUAUCGACGGAUAUGCGGCGCGUGCUAGUCAACAGCAAGGGGAACCUCGACGACGUGGACGGACUGGUAGUGUGCCAGCUAUUGCGAGAAACCGCCGAGCUCUUCCGACAAGGGAGUAGCACCACCGAUAACUCACACUCGUCGCCAUCGAUACUGGACGCGGAAAUCGACCACUACUAUCGUAUCGUGUCCACCCACCCGAAAUAUCUCUCGGGGGACCCGCUCGACCUAGGAAUGGGCCUGUGGAUAAGCCACUUCGACAAAGACGCGCCCUGGUCCCGCGAGCUCUCGUCGCAGGGCCUCGCGAUCGCGCGCGCGCGGUUCCUGCCCGCGGCCCAGAGCCCCAUCAGCGCCGGCGGCAAGAAGCAGCACGCCUACCGGCUCGCGUUCCGCGAGUUCGGCGGCUGCCUCGGGAUCAAAUGCUACGUCGACGACCCGGCGCAGCCGCUGCACGCGGCUACCGAGGUCGUGCUGGACGCCUGGGAAGGCAAGGUGUUGCACGCGGCGGACGAGGACCUGCGGCCGAUUAAUCUGGUCAUGUACGCUGCGGCGUUGAUUCCUGGCGCUUUUCAUAAAGACUAUGUGAGGUUAGGGAAAGGGGUAAGCGACUCGUAA
Molecule: messenger RNA, 1110 nt
Organism: Daldinia caldariorum
Lineage: Eukaryota; Fungi; Ascomycota; Sordariomycetes; Xylariales; Hypoxylaceae
Exons: 2
Coding region: 1-1110 (369 amino acids)
Biological process (GO): carbohydrate metabolic process
Source: RefSeq, a predicted model, not a curated record